This is a messenger RNA of Leptosomus discolor (cuckoo roller), 949 nucleotides long. NCBI's taxonomy places the organism in Eukaryota, Metazoa, Chordata, Aves, Leptosomiformes, Leptosomidae. The record is from RefSeq and is a predicted model, not a curated record.
CCCCCUCUUCCCCCAAGUCUCCCAAGGAUGGAUCAUUCCCAGUGCCUUGUGACUAUAUACGCCUUGGUGGUUCUGCUGGGUCUCCGGCUAGAGCAAGGCGUGUGCCAGCACUAUCUGCACAUCCGACCGGCUCCCAGCGACAACUUACCCUUGGUGGAUCUAAUCGAGCACCCGGACCCUAUCUUUGACCCCAAGGAGAAGGAUCUUAACGAGACCUUGCUAAGGAACCUCAUGGGCGGACACUUCGACCCUAACUUUAUGGCUAUUUCCUUGCCCGAGGACCGGCUCGGAGUGGACGAUCUAGCUGAGCUGGACUUGCUGCUCAGGCAGAGACCCUCGGGAGCGAUGCCCAGCGAAAUCAAAGGGCUGGAGUUCUACGACGGGCUGCAGCCGGGCAAGAAGCACAGGCUGAGCAAGAAGCUGCGCAGGAAGCUGCAGAUGUGGCUCUGGUCCCAGACCUUCUGCCCGGUCCUAUACACGUGGAACGAUCUCGGCAGCCGCUUUUGGCCCCGGUACGUCAAAGUGGGCAGCUGCUACAGUAAAAGGUCUUGUUCAGUCCCAGAAGGCAUGGUUUGCAAACCUGCCAAGUCCGUGCAUUUAACGAUCCUGAGGUGGAGGUGCCAGCGUCGGGGAGGGCAGAGGUGCACAUGGAUACCCAUCCAGUACCCCAUCAUUUCGGAGUGCAAGUGCUCCUGCUAGGGCUUGCACUUCCCUUCGCUCGCCCCUUCUUCAGCGGACUCACGUGGACCUUUGCUGCAACAAAAAUAAAAGACAUUUGCUUUCUGGUUAACGUUGUAAUGCACUGUAACGUGUAGGAGAAUGUAUAUUGUGUGUAUAUAUGGCACCGUCUUAAUAUACUAUUAAAAGGUCAGUAUUAUACGUGAAAUAAUCAGCGUCUACUGUAUUUUUAAGACUAUUACCCUGAUCGUUGCUAAUGUAUCUUUUUUUU